AUUAUUUAAUAUUUCCAUUAUAUUUGAAUUCACUAAAAAUUACAAUGUCUGAAAAGACACAGGGAGAAAAUGGUGAUCAACCCUCAACAUCAGCAUCAUCCGCUACACCUUUGUUUCCAUUGACCAAAGAUGGAAAGAAAAUAGACUAUGGUACUAACAACACAUUGGAGCUGCUGGAACGAUUACCAAGCCAAGUUGUUGACAUACAUCUCGACGAUGUACUAACUGCCGUUAAGACUGUUGACAACCUAUGCGACUUUGCCCGAUGUAAGGCCAAAACAAGUCUAAUGGGACAGGAUUGUGGACACUGUCGUAAGCGGUUUUGUUUCAAACAUGCACUGCCGGAGGUUCACGGUUGCGGGGAAGAGGUGAAACGGGUGGAGCGCAAAAAUUUCCUGCAUCCAAAGCCAGUGGCUUCUGUCCGGCACGAAGAGGAGAUGGCGCAGGCCAAAAAGAAGCUCAAUGCCAAGCUGAAGGACAUGCAAGUCGGUCGCAUGCAGAAGGCUGGUGGAAGUAACACUUCAUCGGGCCACUCAAAGAAGAAAAAGGGCAAAUAGAAUAAACCAAUGCAUAUUUGUUUAGGUUUAAAACUUAUUAAAAUUCUCAACACAUUAUUGUAAACACAGAA
Molecule: messenger RNA, 628 nt
Organism: Scaptodrosophila lebanonensis
Lineage: Eukaryota; Metazoa; Arthropoda; Insecta; Diptera; Drosophilidae
Product: DNA-binding protein SMUBP-2
Exons: 2
Coding region: 45-557 (170 amino acids)
Molecular function (GO): zinc ion binding
Source: RefSeq, a predicted model, not a curated record